AACCCUUGUCUCUUGCUCCCAAGCUCACACCGAUCACAAAGUGCACUUCCAAACUGUAGUGCCCGAGUCAGACGCUAGACUAUUAGAACCAGUGAUCGUCAGACAUGGCGACAUCUUACGGUCUGGUAGGGCUCCUCUGCUUCGCUCUCAUGGCCGCGGCGGCGAGCGCGACACAGUUCCGGGUCGGCGGCGACAAAGGGUGGAGCGUGCCGGACGGGACGACCGAGCCGUACAACACGUGGGCCGGCCGGAUGCGCUUCCAGAUCGGCGACCAGCUCCUGUUCGUCUACCCGAAGGAAACGGACUCGGUCCUCGUCGUCGACCAGGCGGCGUACAACGCCUGCAACACCACGACGUACCUGACCAAGCUCGAGGGCGGCACCACGGUGUUCACGCUCGACCGCUCCGGCCCCUUCUUCUUCAUCAGCGGCAACCAGGCCAGCUGCACGGCCAACCAGAAGCUCCUCGUCGUCGUGCUCGCCGCCGACCACACCCCGCCGGGCCCCUCGCCGACUCCCCCUGCCAUGCCGCCCACGUCUGCCGCGCCCCUGCCGAGCCCUCCUUCCAUGUCGCCGCCGUCUCCUCCUUCCAUGGCGCCGGUGCCGAGCCCCUCGUCGCCUCCGUCCAUGCUGCCGCCGUCCGGCGCGCCGAUGCCGAGCCCGAUGUUGCCUCCCUCUGGCGCUCCUAUGCCCACCCCGGAAUCCGCACCAUCUCCGACAGGUUCAGCUCCGACCGCUGCUCCCGCUGCAACUCCAGGAUCAUCUCCGGGAACUCCAGGCUCACCGCCGUCGUCUUCCCCCGGUACUCCUGGAGGCGCGCCGCAGCCACCGUCCGACUCCACCAGCCCACCAGGUGCCGACGGGGCGAACUCGACUACGCCGGGCAACGGAGCUGCUCCCCUGACCGCAGGCCUAAUCAGCACGCUGGCAGCAGGCUUUGGGUACGCCAUGCUGGCUAUCUGAGCGCCCGUGUGAGUGUAAAUUGCGAAAUAAUCACUUAUACUGUACAGGGGAUUUACUUUUGUACUAUUUGUUUUACUAUGCCGUUCUAUCAUUCUUGAGUCCCUUUCCUCGAAAAAAAGAAUUCAGAGUUCAAGGUCAUGUCCCAAAACA
Messenger RNA from Lolium rigidum, 1112 nucleotides. RefSeq names its product early nodulin-like protein 1. Gene Ontology annotation, cellular component: plasma membrane. The transcript has 2 exons. Bases 105 to 962 code for a protein of 285 amino acids. Lineage: Eukaryota; Viridiplantae; Streptophyta; Magnoliopsida; Poales; Poaceae. Gene Ontology annotation, molecular function: electron transfer activity. The record is from RefSeq and is a predicted model, not a curated record.